Messenger RNA from Betta splendens (Siamese fighting fish), 6508 nucleotides. RefSeq names its product envoplakin a (gene evpla). Gene Ontology annotation, molecular function: structural molecule activity; cadherin binding. Gene Ontology annotation, cellular component: cytoplasm; membrane; cytoskeleton. The coding region runs from base 145 to 6114 and encodes 1989 amino acids. The record is from RefSeq and is a predicted model, not a curated record. NCBI's taxonomy places the organism in Eukaryota, Metazoa, Chordata, Actinopteri, Anabantiformes, Osphronemidae. Gene Ontology annotation, biological process: intermediate filament cytoskeleton organization; wound healing. The transcript has 22 exons.
GCUGACGUGCACAUGUGUAGGUUUGAAUGUGUGCGAGCGCAGGCGAAGACGAGUGGGAGCCACAGAGCGAGCAGCGCAGAGCCAGAGAAGGAGUGAGAGAGAGAGACGGAGAUUUCCUCGGCUUCACCCCCCGCGACCUCCAGGAUGUUUAAGAAGAGCAGCAAGGACGGCGCGGCCAAGGGCUCGGCCAAAGCCAGCAAGACACAGCCGAACAGCGACUUGGCCUUGCUGAUUGCUCAGAUGCAAAAGAAUGCCGACGAGGUGGAGAAGGAGAUCCUGCAGGCAGAAGAGCUGCUGGCUGUGGAUAAUGCAAAUGAGAGGCAGGAACUGCCCUUCGAAAAUAAAACGGAGGUCAAAGUGAGGCUUGGCAAAGCUGAGGAUCUGCUGAAGGACCUCUUCCUGGACGUGGACAGGGCCAAGAAGUUCAAACACCCACAAGCUACAGAGAUAGAGAGCGACGUAAUUCAUCUGCAUGAGCGCUGGCUGAAAGACACGGCCUUCUACCGAGAAAUCUACGAGCAGAUUGAAGAUGUGUCCCUGAUGCCUAGGAUCGACUGGGAGCCUGUGUUCAACAAGAAGAAUAAACAGCUGGAUGUGGAGGAGUUCGGCCCCACCAUGGAAGACCUGAAGAAGCAGAUCGCCGCUCACAACAUCCUGCACCAAGAGAUCGAGGCCUACAGCUCACAGCUCACCGUCAGCUCUGCUGGAAACAAGGAGAAAUAUACAGAGUUAAAGAAACAAUACAACAAUAUACUGGACAACUCCAAGUGGCGUCGGCACUACCUGAACAGCCUGUACGCUUAUAUGCAGGGCUGCAAGAAGGAGCUGGCCUUCCUCGGGGAAGAGCAGCAAAAGAUCAAGACCCAAGACUGGAGCGACCGCAUGCUGGACCCGCCCGAUGUCCGCAGGCAAUAUGAGAACUUCAAGAACAACAGUCUGCUGUCCCACGAGACUGAGGUGAACAAUAUCCAAGAUGAUGGUGACAGGCUUGUUGAGCUGAAGCACCCGGCCAGUGCCACAAUACUGGCUCAGAAAGAAGCUGUACGGAACGAGUGGCAGAAGUUCCUCAAUCUUUGCAUCUGUCAAGAGACACAUCUGGAUAAUGUGGAGGAAUACAAAAAGUACCAACUGGACACUGAGCAACUCUCAGAAAACCUGAACAAACUGAACAACAGCCUGAAUCCUGCAAAUGUCAGCAAAAAGAGCAACUCAGAGAUGCUGAUGCAGCUCGAGCUGGAGGAGAAGAACGUGCUGAACUGUGAACAGCUGCUGGCCGACCUGAGGAGACGCAGCACGACCAUCGCCCCGCUGAAGCUACGCCGCACCAACCCCAACAGAGCCACCACGGUGGAGUCCCUGUGUGACUGGGAGACGGACCAGGCUUCUUUAUCAAGAGAGGAGAAAGUAACUCUGAUGUCAAUCUUGGACAAUGAAAACUGGAGCGUUGUCUCCAGUGAUGGGUUAACAAAAACCUUCCCAGGAGUCUGUUUCUACAUCCCACCACCAGACCCAGACGCCAUUGAUAAAGUGGACUUUUUGGGCAAUGAACUGGAUGACAUCAAAAAGAGAAGAGCCGCACUGGCAUCAUCCCUGAAGAAUAACAAAUUAGACAUGGCCAAAGUCCAGAGAGCAGCUCCGGUGUCUUCGGCCCCACCAGACCCCAAAGUGGCAGCUGUGUCUCAGCAGCUAGACGCUCUGGACAAAGGCCUGGCCAGUGCUGAGGAGAACAUGCUAAACAACCUGCGAACCCCACUGAACCGCACCAACCCGGCUGACGAUCUGGCCAACAGGCUGAAAGAACAGGAGAAAGCUGCCAAAGAACUGAAGGCUCUGGAGCAGCAGAAGGCCGCAGCACAGGCCAAUAUGCAGCCUUUGCUCUCCAAAGAUCCCUACUCUGACCUGCCACUCAAACUGAAUGCCGCCAACAACAAGCACAACAACAUGGCUGCACUUGCUGACCUUUACACCAAGAAAGCAAACGCAUCUCUCCAGCUGGAGCGUCAGAUUGGGAAGGUGGACGGCCUAGUUUCUGGGUUUGAGAGGAAGCUGAGUGAGGACAGUCCAAUCCCUGAUGCGCCAAAUGCAAUAGACUCACGUGUCAAGGACAUUAAGAAACAGCGCGAGUCUGUGGCCGCGGCUCAGAGCGACAUGAAGAAGCUGAGCCAGGACCUGCAGACCACGGAGCAGCUGUGCAGCUCUCUGCAGCAGCGAUACCAGGAGUACUGCCCUGACAUCCAGCGCCAGAAAACAGAGGUCAAGCAGCUGCAGAGCCGCUACACCAACGUAGAAAACCAGCUCAACGAGAGACAAAACAUCCUACAAGAAACUGCAAACAAAAAUCAAGAGUUCCAGAGCACAUGCACGUCCCUGAACUCCUUCCUGGACAAUCUGCCAUCAAACCAGAUAAAGCCUGGCGAUGACCUGUCACAGAUUGCAGCUAAACAGAGCUCCCAAGCGAUGGUAAUGGACAACCUGAAGAGCAAAGGAAAUGAUAUAGACUUGGUGUCUGAUCUGUCUCUAGAACUGCAGGAUCUACUCAAUGAGUAUGACACAAAUGUCGAUAAAUACAACAGUUCACUUCCAAACGCCACUAUUGCAAACAAACCCCAAACGUCACUUUCGGAUGCUAUUAAAAAGCAGGAAAAGAAUGUGGUACAUCGUUAUGCUCAAGCAACAGCUGAAAACAACCAACGCCAAAAGCAGAUGGCGUUGGCCAAGAAUCUCAAUGUACAAAAUGAAGAGAAAGUUCAAAUGGUGGCACAGAAACAAGUGCACGCUGAAAACCAACAAAGGAGUGCAUUGGAGUUAGACAGUCUCUCAAAGGAUCUGCAGGAAGAGAAGGCUAGGACAGCACAUGCUGAGACAGACCUGAGAACCUUUAAAGAAAGGUUGUUGUCGCUCAAGAGUCGCAGAGGUGUUGAGCGUGUUGAGGAGAAAGAAGUACUGCACUACUACCGUGACCCAAAGCUGGAGAGUGAUUUGACCAUUUUACAGAAAAAAUUGCAUGAAGAGACCUUAAAGCGCACCACCGUCCAGACUGAUAUUGAGGUAUUUAACAAGAAAAUCACAACCCUAGAGAACACAAUCCAAAAUGCUAAACCCAAACUUGUGACCAAAGAGGUAACAGAGUAUGAAAAGGAUCCCCAGCUGGACAUAGAGGCCGAAAAACUAAGAGAUGAAAUAGCAAGGCUAAGAAAUGAAGUUCGAGUGACAGAUGGGGAGCAUGUUCAGAUGAGGACCGAAGUCUCCAUUCUCCAGCAGAAAAGGCCUACAAUCAAAGAGAAGAUAGUUAAGAAGGAGGUGGUGAAAAUUGAAAAAGAUCCAGAGAUGCUGAGAUUGGUGCAAAAACUGGAGAUGGACAUCGGUGACGAGACCAACAACAGCAAGCUGCUCAACGACAACAUCUUCCAGACGAGGAGUCAGAUCAAUGCACUGGAGAGACUGAUUCCUAACAUCCAGCCGAAAAUCAUCACCAAGGAAGUUAAAAAGGUCGAACAGGACCCAGAGCUCAUCACAGAAUCUGUGAAUAUUCAAAAAAGUCUGGAGGAGGAGAAGAUUGACAAUGACACCAUAUCUAAAGAGUUGAUGGAGCUCCACAGCCGCUAUCGAGAAGUUCAGGACUGGAGACCCAAAAUCGAAGUGAAGGAAAUCGUUCAUGAGAACUACCGGAUAGACCCUAGUACGGAAGUGGAGAUAGUGCGACUCAAGAAGGACAUACAAGACACCAACAAGCGCCGUUCUGAUCUGGAAAGAGAACUCAUCCAGAUCACAUCAGAACUGAAUAUCCUUCGUUCUCAGGCACCAAAGGUGGAGCUGAAGGAAGUUCUUCAAGAGGUGAUUAAGGAAGAGAGAAGUCCAGAAAACGAGAGAGAGAUUCAGAGGCUAAAUGACCAGCUUAAUGUUUUACACAACCAAUACAUCACCCUUGAGGACAAGGUGAGGCUACUUAGGAAAGAGAGAGAUGAGUGGAAGGCUGAAAAGUCCAAGGUAGAGACCAGACUUGUUAACAAAGAAGUCAUCAAGUAUGAGCCUGAUCCACUGCUGGAGAAAGAAGCUGAGCGUAUGAGGAAAACUGUGCGGGAGGAGGCACAGCUGCGGCGCUCCAUUGAAGAAAUGGUGUUUGACCUCCAACACAAGUACAUCCUUCUGGACAGAGAAAAGCCUGAGGAAAAAGUGGUUGUGCAGGAGGUGGUGCGUUUGCAGAAGGACCAAAAGCAGAUAUAUGAGCAUGAGCGUCUGGGCAGGGCCUUGGAUGAAGAAGUAAUGGCUCGGCGUCAAGUAGAACUAGAACUUCAGCAGCUGAGAACAAGGUUGGAGGACAAAGAGAGGACCAUCAGAGAGAGCGACGAGCGCCAAAAGAGGAUUCAAGCAGAGGCUGAAGUCAGAGAUCUCAGACUACGCAUCACACAGCUGGAGAAUGCUCCACCACCUGUUCAGGAAAGCAUUGUGGUUGAAGAGGUAUUGAAGGUUGAAAGAGACCCAAAACUGGAGAGGAUGACAAAUGACAUUCGGUCUGAUAUGGACAAGGAAACCAGUGACAUCCUGCGCAUUCAGAGAGAGAUCCGUAACAUCACUCUGAAGAUUGAGAUUCUGCAGAGGGAGAAGUCCAGUGAGAAGACGGUGUACAAAGAGAUUGUCCGUGUUGAAAAAGACCAGGCUGUUGAAGCGGAGAGGGAUCGUCUGAGGGAACAGGUGUCGCAGCAUAAAUUUGACAGGCAUGAUCUGGAGGAUGAAAUCAGACGUAUUAAUGACAAGCUAAACCUUCUGAUGGGCAACAAGUCCAGCACCUCAAAAGAGGAGACUGCACUGGUUUUGCAGAGAGAUGCCCUUCAGAGAGACAGGGACAAUCUCAAACGGGAGCUUAAGACAUUAGAGGUCUCUAGACACGACAUCAGCCUUUCUUUUCAGCAGCAGAGCCGACUGAUGAGCGAGAGGACACAGAUGAGCAGGCAGAGGAGUAUUAAAAUGGAGUCUGACGUCCAGCGUCUGGAAAACGAAAUCUUGGAUGAAAAAGACAAGAUCCACCAGCGAGACAGCGUCAUCAGACAGCUUCUGCUCAAUGUGCAAAGAGAGGAGCAAGCAGAGACAAGGACCAAGGAGACCAACGUCUCCACCAAAAUCACCAUCUUGGAUCCAGACACGGGCAAAGACAUGUCUCCUUAUGAUGCCUACAUGCAGGGACUGAUUGAGCGCCAACAGUACAUUCACCUGCAGGAGCUGGAGUGUGACUGGGAGGAGAUUACAUCCCUGGGACCAGAUGGGGAGACAUCUGUGCUGCAGGAUCGCAAAAGCGGCAAGCAGUACUCCAUCAAAACUGCCCUGAAGGACGGCAGACUGACAGAAUACGAUUUACAGCAGUACAAAAAAGGCAAGAUUCCCAUCUCUGAGUUUGCCCUGUUGGUGGCUGGUGAAAAUAAGAAGCAGCCCCAGUUCAACUCCAUCAUCCCAAAAUCCAGCGCAACAGUGCAAUCGGCCUCCCCGUCUGCUGUGAAAGAAACCUACCCUAUUGCUGGAGUAAUCGAUACAAACACUGACACCUGCUAUACAAUACGUAAUGCAACCAUACGUAAACUGAUCGACUCUGCCACCGCCCAGCGACUUUUGGAGGCUCAGGCAGCCACUGGCGGCAUCAUUGACUUCCCCAGCACCGAAAGAUGCACAGUUAACAAGGCAGCAAUCAGAAAUCUCAUUGAUGACAGUCAACAACAGAGACUGCUCAAUGCACAGAAGGCCUUUGCCGGCGUCGAGGACCCCAUGACCAGAGAGUGUUUGUCGGUUGGACUGGCAAUUCAAAAAGGCUGGUUGCCAAAAAGCAAUGGAAUUCGCUACAUGGAGGCUCAACAUCUGACCGGCGGCCUGGUGGAGCCGAAAAGUGGAAGCAGAGUAAGCAUCAUGGACGCAAUUGGAUCCAAAAUGAUUGACAGCACCAUGAUGAGGGAGCUGCAGUCUGAGUCUACGUAUGUCAAAGAUAUUACAGACCCAAUCACAAAAGAGAAGAUCAACUACAAGCAAGCUCUGGACCGCUGCCAGAAGGACCCUGCAACCGGCCUACCCAUGCUGCCUGCCUCGUCCAAAGACUCCGGCUACAACUCAACUAAAUCUGCACGAUUCUAGUAUGUUUACAACUUACUGGAACUGAAUUAUCUGAUACACAACUAAUGUACAAUAAAAUAUACAAGCAUAUGAAUUCAGACAUUAAUUACAGUGUACAUUUUGCAUCAGGAAAAGCUUUUUGAAUGAAUGAUUGCUGCUGGGUUGCCUUUGUUUAACAAACAUGGCUGAUGUGGGCAGUUUUUUUUAAUUUAAUUUAAAAAUGGAGAAGAUAAACGCAGCUGAUUAUUGAUACUCUUGUGUUAUUAGGGAUACUGGGACAUGGUGCAAUGCUCUUUACCGAUACUGAUUUGAUUCUGUAUUACUCAUGGGUUAUCCUGGUCCGCCUUUAAACUGAAUCUUGUUUGAUAAGUUUGAAGAAAAAAAUGUCAAUAAAUUAUAAUGGCUUAAGACCAUG